Sander lucioperca (pikeperch) is the source of this 2385-nucleotide messenger RNA. It is a transcript of the gene ptcd1, whose product is annotated as pentatricopeptide repeat domain 1. The transcript is spliced from 8 exons. Gene Ontology annotation, cellular component: mitochondrial matrix. Bases 1 to 2163 code for a protein of 720 amino acids. NCBI's taxonomy places the organism in Eukaryota, Metazoa, Chordata, Actinopteri, Perciformes, Percidae. The record is from RefSeq and is a predicted model, not a curated record. Gene Ontology annotation, biological process: tRNA 3'-end processing. Gene Ontology annotation, molecular function: tRNA binding; protein binding.
AUGUUGACGUCCGUUGCUCGUUCGUGCGUGCGAAACGGGAGGAAAGUCUCGGUCUCUGUAGCAAAGUUAUCCCUGUUUUCAACGGUUAAGAACUCGACCAGAACCCUGAAUCUGGCAGGGGGACACGAUUUGUCACGACACCGGUCACCAGGGCUCCUCGCACCGACACCCUGGCAGCUGCUAUCCGCCAGAUCUGUGUCCCUAUCCGCCGCUUCCCAUGGGGGUACAGACCCUCUGGCCUCCCCUUCAGCCCCAGCCGAGAGCGACCCACCAGACCGGGAGAGCUUCGGCUCCCUUUCCACCGACAUGUCGUCCAGGAGGUCUUUUAGAAAAACAAGCCCAUACAUCCAGGAUCUGCGGCACCGUGAGGAGGUGGACGAGGAUGAAGACCCGGUGAAACCUCGCAGGAGGCCCGGGAGAACAAACACACCGUAUUGGUACUUCUUACAGUGCAAAAAGCUGAUCAAAGACAACAAGCUGCAGGAGGCUUUGGAUGUGUUCAGCCGAGACAUGCUGCAGGGAGAGAGGCUGCGGCCGGAGGAGUGCAACUACACUAUCCUGAUAGGAGGCUGUGGUCGAGCUGGACAACUCAAAAAGGCCUUCAGACUCUACAAUGAUAUGAAAAAGCGAGGUCUAGAGCCGGCAGAUGCCACCUACACCGCUCUGUUCAAUGCCUGUGCGGAGUCGCCAUCCAAACAAGCCGGUCUCCAGCAAGCGUUGAAGUUGGAGCAAGAACUCCGUCGUAAAAACUACCCCCUCAGCACCAUCACGUACCACGCCCUUCUCAAGACACACGCCAUGACCAACCACCUUCAAGCCUGUAUUCACACGCUCAGGGAGAUGCUGCAGAACGGCCAUGCUGUAACUCAGGAGACGUUUCACUAUCUGCUGAUGGGCUGUUUGAAGGACAAACAAACUGGAUUCAGACUGGCUCUACAGGUUUGGCGCCAAAUGCUGAGGUCAGGGAUUCAUCCAGACUUAAAGAACUACAACCUUCUCUUGCGAACCGCUAGGGAUUGUGGGAUUGGCGAUCCUGUCCUGGCCACUGACUUGCUGCUGAGGCCUGACCGGAAGUACGAGAAGGAACGUGCGUCACACGAAAAAUCAGAGUCUGGACACAGGGAUCUAAUAGAAAUUGACGUCCUGGAGAGGCAACUGUUUAUCCAACCUGAUCCACACAGUGACAGUCAGCAGGACAGCAGAGGCAGAGAGGAAGAGACCCACAGCAGACAAGACUCAACCCAUUUGGUAGCAGUCAGACAAAGAGAAACUGUUUUGUUGCCUUCAGAUUUAGCUGGUGAUUCUACAGCCCCUAACUUACUGGACCUUUUUGAGUGUAAGAGUGGUAGUGUGGUCUCCCUUGGCACCGUGGAUGGAGCAUCAGAUAGGCUCGCCCUCAUCGGAGGAGCUCAAGGUUUCCUGGAGAAGAUGGCAGCUGACCGACUUAGUCCAGACCUCAGAACUCUGACUCUGAUGGCCGACACGAUGGAGCCGGGGUCCACGUCUCUGCAGAUGCUGCUGAAGGUUGCAAAGCAGCAUAAAGUGAAGCUUGACGUUGCGUUCUUUAACUCUGUGAUGCGCAGAGCAGCCAAAGCUGGUGACCUGGAGGAGGCAAAGGCUGUGUUGAGUGUGAUGCGACAGCGCAACGUAAACGUGGAUGUGCAGACAUUUGGAAGCCUCGCAUUAGGCUGUGAGCGACAGCAGGACGGGCUGCAGCUGCUGAAGGACAUGGAGGAGGCGGGACUAAGGCCUAACGUCCAUGUGUUUUCUGCUCUAAUUGGCCGAGCAGCUCGAAGACUGGAUUUCGUCUACCUUAAAAUAAUGCUCAAAAGCAUGAGCAGCAUGGGGGUGUGGCCUAAUGAGGUCAUCAUCAGGCAGCUGGAGUUUGCCUCACAAUAUCCUCCCAACUAUAACCAGUACAAGUCCAGAAACAACUACCUGGUCCAAAUCGAUGGUUUCCGUGGUUACUACCAGCAGUGGCUGAGAGACAUGCCUGCUCAGAGCGCUGAGGACGAGCAGGCAGAGCUGCAGUCUAAGACGGACACUGAAGUGCUGAAAACAGAAGCAGCAGAUGGACUGACAGAGACCCAAAGAAACCAGAGAGCAGCAGCAAGGAGAUAUCAUUCUCGUAACAAGGACAAGGCGAGCACCGCUGCUCUGUAACAGCACUCCAGAAAGUAGCUUUCAUUUCUCUCCUUGAUCCUCUGUUGGUCUGUUUGCGUUCAGCCGUGUAACCCUGGAUGGACUCUGGGUCAAAGGAGCUCAUGGACCUUCAGUCAGUUAACUUAUUGCAGAUGCAUUUUUCUACAAAAAUCAAUGUUAUUGUAAAAUUUAUUGCAAUUAAAGUAAAAUUCAAGUACAUGAUGGUUGAUGAAUUCAACCUCA